This is a messenger RNA of Enterobius vermicularis (human pinworm), 618 nucleotides long. Lineage: Eukaryota; Metazoa; Nematoda; Chromadorea; Rhabditida; Oxyuridae. The record is from the annotation of a GenBank genome assembly.
AUGAGAGAAUCUUACUUAAAAGAAAUUAAGAACCUAGAAGAGUGUCUUGAGAAAAUUAAUGGGCUACAACAGCAAAGUGAGGAAGAAGAUAGAUCAGUACUAGUUAGAAAAUAUGAAAAUGCCUUUGAAGUAUAUGUAGACAAAAAUGUUAAUUUGGAUAACACACAAAAACUUACGCAAUUAAUGAGAAGUCUACAGGGAGAAGCCAAAGAAUUAGUCGAGGAAGAGGAAGAUUACGAAUGGGAUACUAUUAAAUUCAGAAACGCUUCUAGAAAAUAUUUAAAGCAUUAUGAUAAGGCUUUACAAAUAGAAGAGCGAAAUCAACCAAAAGUCAAAGAGGUUACUGUACAAAACCAAUAUGACCCAGAAUGUGGGUAUAAGGUAGUAGUAUUGUUAGAUUCUGGAAGCUGCGACGAACCAGCCCUUCGGAGGGGGACAGGUGGGCUGUCUUGCAUUUCUUCUGGAGGUCCGUCAAGUAUAGCCAAUGGUGCUUCAUUAUUCAGUGGUUCAGCUGGUUGUAGAGUUAUAUUAUCAUCGCUAUCUAUGGCUUGUUUCAUAAAAAAUGCUUUACAGCGGAAAGUGGAUCAAGUCGAUUACAUGAGCAGAGGAGCCGUUUGA